Messenger RNA from Prunus armeniaca (apricot), 420 nucleotides. The record is from the annotation of a GenBank genome assembly. Lineage: Eukaryota; Viridiplantae; Streptophyta; Magnoliopsida; Rosales; Rosaceae.
AUGGAAGAUUUUGCCGAAAGACCAUUAUCAAAGAAACGGAGAAGGGCAGAUGGUGGAGGGAGUGAGGUUGCAAUUAACUUGGCCCCUGAAGUAUCUACUGUACAGUUUUGUGAAGUACUAGUUACUGCCAUCUACAAGAUGUUGGAUAAAUGUCAAGAAGAUGUAGAUGAGGGAUUUGGAAAUAAAGGUAAACAUGUGGUGAUCAGGGAGAUGGUGGAGGUGGAGGCGGGUGUUGAUAUGCAACCGCUUCUGGAUAAACGAAAGGGUAAGUGGCUCCAUGUGGGAGGGGCUCGAGCUAGGGGUAGCCCUAAAGAAAGAGGAGGUUCACAAAAAAGUGGAGAGGGUAAUUUGAUCAAUGAGUCUCGCACAGCUGGACAAACCGUGAUAGGUCCCGGAUUAAGGGCCCAUCACAAGCAAUGA